AUUUUUUUGCAUCAAAAACUAGUUUCCUCCGUAACAUAAUCAAAUACUUGACACUGGCAGAAUGUUGCACAACAGACAGUUGAUAAAUUAAAGACGAAGAAGAAGAAGAUUUAUUUUUCUACAGUUGCUUAAAAGUAUUUUUUGCUGCUUUUCAAAAAUAACAGUGUGCGCCAAAAAAAUGGAGCCGGAUGUUAGCCCUAAGAGAAACUACGACCAAGCCGGUGCGGUUGCUCCGGAAGAAAAAAAAUUAACGUCAACCUCAGAGUUAGAAGACGGCACUAAUUAUUCAGUUGCCCCUGAUUUACGUACUCGUACCGCAAAACAAAUAGAACGCUGUUCAAAAGUUUUUCUGGCCAAAGACUUCAUAAUUAGUGUUGUCUCCAUAGCACUUGUUAUAAUCGGAAUUAUAUUUUUAACUCGGCCACGUGUGUCUAUCAGCUCAAGAGAGAAAAUAGUAGAUUAUACAGAUUGCACCAUAUUAAGUUUUGAUCUUAAAGAAACUAAAACAUGCAAAGAAUCCCAGUUUGAUUAUAAUGCGCCUUGUAUAUGUCUCUCUUUUUUUAAUGUUACUGAAGAGCUGGAGGGAAACCUUGAAAUUUAUUACGAACUGGAGACGUUUGAUCAGUCAAGAAAUGAUUAUGUAAAGUCGAGAGAUGAUAAUCAGUUGAAGGGAGAAUUGGCCAUUAUCCCGUCUGAAAACUGUGAACCAUAUAGAUAUGAUACUGUUUUAAGGGAACAAAAACCCAUAUAUCCUUGUGGCGCUAUUGCUGACUCAAUGUUUAAUGACACAUUCGAAUUGAUAAAUAUUUCAAAAGAUGAAGAUGUGCCUUUCAUUGCUCACGGAUUACUAACGGAGGCUGAUAAACUCAGAUACCGCAACCCAAAAAGAACUAUAGACUUCCAGAAUUUCACAAAGCCAAAAAGCUGGAGUAAAUCAAUUUGGGAGUUAGAUACAACGAAUCCAGAAAAUAAUGGAGUGCAGGUUAUUAUUUUUCUUUUCUAUGACUACAAAUGGAUAUACAGUGUAAAAUCUAUACAAAUGAGAAAUUGUAAUCGUCCUAUGUGUACAAAAGAUAAAUUUAGAAAAACAGGAUUAUGUCGAUUUUUUAGAGGAGACUCAGAUUUUUUUUUUAUUAAAAUAAGUCUCUUUGUUAAUAUUAACGAAAGGUUUAUUGGUUGGAUGAAAACCGAAUUGAAACGCAAACCAUACGCCCGAGUGGACCAAAAUCAGACGGUCUUCGCAAAAGGUCUAUUAGUGGGAGAAUAUCGGUUGAGAAUUGGUUACAACUACCCUCCGGCUCUGUACAGAGGUCGACGGACGUUUAUCAUAUCCGCUUCAGUACUCACUUCGACUAUAACUUUCUCUGUGGUUGGAAUAGCAUUGCUACUCUUUGGUUUAAUCUUGCUUGCUAAAACUGUAGCCAUUUUUAUGAUCAAUAAUUACGUGAAGAAUAAAGAAAACGAGAGGCCAGCCAGUGGUGAAAACUUAACGAACAAUCGAUAAUUUAAAAUGUCAAAAGAAGCUUGUAACAACUUCAAUAAUGAGUGAUAUUUUAUCAGAAGCGUUAUUAUCGUUACUAAAGGAAAGUUGUACUUUAUUAGUAUUAGUAUCAGUAUAUUCAAAAAUUAUAACACUGAUACUCUUAUCUCUAUACUAGUUAUUUAUAAACUUCUCCAAUUCUAGCAAGACACACAGUUGGGUUGUGCUUCAAAUAGAAUACCUAGGAUUGUUGUUAUAAAUAUCUGUGACGUCAUAACGCGAUACGGCUAUCCUUGCUUAAAAUAAUUCAAGAGCAAUGACGUCAUGUAAUUCGAAUUUCCGCUAUAGAGAAGACAAGCGUUAUAUAACUUUGCAAAUAAUAAAUGUUAGACGAGGGAUGGAGGCAUGGUCGUCAGCUUUUGAAUGAAUCUCGGCAUAAAGCUUAAUAUUUCUUGGAUCUCGAUCUCGAAACCAUCACCAUUUUAUCACAAGAUAUUAAGACUUCCGUGCGAUUUAAAAUCAUCAACAGGAAGACGAUACGGGAUGUUAAAACGUAGUGUGGUAUACAUAUUUAUAAGUUUUGUAAGAAUUUUUACUCUGACAUUAGUUUUUUAUUUUUUAUUUUAAAAUAUUAAUAGUGCUUUAAGCUCUUUACGAUCUGAUUUGUCAAAGUUCAUAAAUAUUCUUUGUAUGUAAUAAUGAAUGUAAUGAAUACGUAUUUUUUAUUUUAUUUUUUUAUUAUUUUUGUAUACAAGUAACUUUUACUGCAUUUAACAUAGUUAUACAUUUUUAAUAAAUAUUUAAUAAAUCACGAUUCAUGAUUCAGCCUGUAAUAUCCCACUGCUGGGCAUAGGCCUCCAUGUAGAAGGAGGAUUUUUAUGAAUAACAAAUAUAAACUAUAAAAUAUUUCAAAGAAUAUUCCUUUUCUGGUGAUAGUUUACGGCUCAAAGCCACAAGCCAAAGAUAAACCAUACCAAAUGUAUCAAUUAUACUGAUCGAGAGUAAAUAGUGAAAAGUAUUUUAGAAAAUAAUAAAUAUUAAUAAAGAAAUUUA
Melitaea cinxia (Glanville fritillary) is the source of this 2533-nucleotide messenger RNA. Its product is annotated as cell cycle control protein 50A-like. The transcript is spliced from 9 exons. The record is from RefSeq and is a predicted model, not a curated record. Gene Ontology annotation, cellular component: endoplasmic reticulum; Golgi apparatus; plasma membrane. Lineage: Eukaryota; Metazoa; Arthropoda; Insecta; Lepidoptera; Nymphalidae. Bases 179 to 1504 code for a protein of 441 amino acids.